This is a messenger RNA of Paramecium octaurelia, 2422 nucleotides long. The record is from the annotation of a GenBank genome assembly. Lineage: Eukaryota; Ciliophora; Oligohymenophorea; Peniculida; Parameciidae.
AUGUAAGGAUUAAACAAUUAAAACUACAAUCCUGUUGUAAGACCAAAAACAUUAAUUUGUUACAUUUGUGGAAGGGAGUAUAAGAAAUUGGUUAUUUAGGUAUGGAACAAAAAGUUUAGAGAUACAUCUUAAGACUUGCCAAGAAAAGUUUCUUAUGGAAGAAGCUAAAGUAAAGUUAAAUUUGUCAUUUUUCAUAUUAGAAACCAAAAAACCAGAGGAGACCAUUACCACAACCUCCAAAAGCUUUAGGUGGAAGCGGAAAUUAUGACACAGAAUCGUAUAAUGAUUAAGCUUUUAAUGCAUAUAAAGAAUAGAGUCUUGAGAAAUGUGCAUAUUGUGGCAGAACGUAAAAGAAUUUGAGUUAUCCUUAGUUUCAAUCGAGAAAGCUAUCCUAUCCAUUUAAAAAUCUGUAAACCUGAUAAACCAUUUAAACCUCUUCCUGGAUUUGUUUAAAACCCUAAAGAAGUCCAGUAACAAAUGAAUAGAGAUAAUGGAGGAACUCAAUAAGGAAAAUCAAAUUCUAAUGGUUAUUCAGGAGAAUAUAAGGUUCCUGCAAGACCAAAGACUUUAGUGUGCUAUAUCUGUGGAAGAGAAUAUGGUACUAAGUCUUUGGGAAUUCACAUACCUUAAUGCAAAGAAAUGUUUAUGGUGUAGGAAAUGAAGAAACCAAAAGGGGAAAGAAGGAAUCCUCCAACAACUCCAAGAGGUUUGUGGGAUUUAUUAAAUAAGGAAGAUAUAACUAUGGAAGACAUUGUGGCUUAUAAUAAUGGAGUAUUUAUAUAUGUUCUAUGAUUUAAAGGCGUUUAAUAAAUACAACAAGGAAGCUUUAGUUGCAUGUAAAAACUGUGGUAGAACUUUCAAGCCUGAGGCAUUGGAGCAUCAUAUAAAGGCUUGCACUGCUGAUAAUCCAUUCAAAGCUCUGGAUUCUGUUGAAGAAGGAGGUUAAGUUGAAUUAGUUCCUUGUAAGAAAUGCGGAAGGAAAUUCUUGCCAUCCAGAGUUGAAAAACAUGAAAGCAAUUGUAAAGAUAUAAAGGGAGCCUAAUAAACAUAGACGAAUGGAAUUUAGAAUUAAAAAUAAGAAUUAUAAUAAUAAAAAUAAUAAUAAAAUUAGAAUUCAGAAAAUCCAUAAUAAAAUCAAAAAUAAUAAACUAAUUAAAUUUAAAAAUAGUAAAGUUUCUCAAAAACAUCAGUUAAUUUUAAUGAUAAAAGUUUAAAAUGUAAAUAUUACGUACAUUAUUUAGGUUAUAAAUGUUUUUAAGAUUGUAAUUCUAUUGAAGAUCUGAAGUAACACGUGAAGAAUUGCAAAAAUCAAGGAACAAAACCUUAAAUCUAUGAUGAUUUGGUAUAAAUUCCAAAUCCAUCAUAAGCACUUUAAACCCUUUAUAGGAGUUCUGUUUUUGAAAACUUUAAAAAAAUUGAAAACAAAUCAAAUCCUCUUGGAUAAUAAGAACAACAGUCUAAAUAAUAAUCUUAAUCAUAAAAAUAGCAAUAAAAUGAGAAUAAUGAUUUUGAUGAAGAUCAAGAGGAUUAAUAAGAUGGUAUUGAUUUAAUUACAUGUGAUAAAUGCGAUAGAAGAUUUGCUUAAGAUAGAAUAAAAAAACAUCAGAAGGUUUGUAAAGGCAAAUAGUAUUUUGAAAAAAAAGAACACAAAGUUGAAGUUUAAAAAGCCCCAUAGACUGGAUGGAGACAAUCUCAUUAAGAAUUUAUUAAUACUAUAAAAUAUAACAGAUAAUUGAAGAAAAUAUAAGAGGAAGGAGGCGACAUUAGAUAAUUGGGACCUCCUCCUGUAUCAUCUAAUAAUAAUUAUAUUUAAUGUCCUUAUUGCCAGAGAAAGUUUGAUCCUAGUAAAGCUGAUAAACACAUUGCUAUUUGUUAGAAUGUUGUUAAUAAACCAAAAACGAUUCAAGAAAAGAAAUAGAAUCCGUAACAAAUUUAGCAACCAAUUUUAUAAUUAUAAUAAUAAUAACUGCCUUAAUAAAAUUAUAGAUAACAAUAAAAAGUAUAAUAAGCUAAUUAACAACAAUAAAAUAAUACUAAUCCAAAGUAUGGAAGAGUAUUCUAAUUAAAUGAUGAAGCUUAAUAGCCAAAAGUUCAAUUACAAUAAAUGAAUGCGUAACAAUCCAAAACCUCUUAUUAAAGAUAAUCAAUAUCAUUAUAAAAAACUCCAUAAAUUCCUUAGAAAACAACAAUUCAAUAGUCAUAAUUAUUAUCUCCAAAUUAAAGUACCAAUUAGUUCAGAAUAAGAACACCCUAAACAACUCAAAAAAUAUAGUAAGUGAAAUAAUCUCAAAAUUCCAUUAAGAUUGAGAACAAUAUAUUCCGACCUCCGACGUCUGGUAGGACAUAGGAAUUCACGAAAUCUAAUUCUUAAGUGUAAUUAAAGCCAAUUAAUUAAAAUUAGAAUAUGUUUAGAAAAUUUUGA